AUGGCCGCCGAUGGUGCUGUGUCGAUGCUGGACGCGCCACUACAGGUGCUAGAAAGUCUGCAUCUUCUUCCCAGCUCCGCACCUGGCGAUAACCGUGUGCAUCGUCGUGAAGUUGCUCGGUACUUGCGUGACCUGGCCCGUACGCCUCUCGAUGUGGUCGAGCAGCAUCCAGCGCAGCAGCAAUCCGCUGCGGCCUCAUUGGAGCACCAGCUUUUGGAUCUCAGUCUACGAAGCACACAUACCUUUGUGGAUAUUCAGUCAGCUUGCAACGAAUUCCCCACCUUGUUUGAGGCGUGUGACACAACGUUCUCGUCCCUCACGACGCAGCAUGCCCCGAAAGUCGAAGACGCGGCGCGUCUCUUCCAUACUACCGCGCAAAAAGCUAUGGCAUCAAGAAAAGCGAUGGAACGUAUGGACGAUGUCCUGGAUACCGCCCUGCUCCCCCUUCUUCAAUACCCUACUCUGAUUCGGGCCUGUGUCGCACAGGCUCAAUACGAAGAAGCCCUACAGCUCAUGCAGCGCUAUUUCGACGUCCUGCCUGCCAAAGACGGCGGUAUGCACCAUAUUAUUGAGGCCCUGCAUACAGAUAUGCACCAUGUGCUCUUGCAUGUACAGCACGUCUUUCUGGAGGCCUUGGCAACGCCCUCGCUGACCUUGGCGCAAGCACGAUCGUAUACCCACUACCUGGCGCGCUCCAUUCAACUGCGCCAGCAUACAUUUAGCGAAACACCGUCGGAUCUGCAGAUGCCGGAUGUAUGUUUCGCGUUCCUGUACACACGUCAGCGGCGUUUGCAGACUGUCCUUGAGCACGAGUCGCCUGUGCUGGACGUCAUCGAACGUUGGCGUACGUUGAUGCUGUCCACAUGUACCAUGACUCUCUCCCUGUUUAUGGACAGCCCAAUAACGGACACGGACGUGGCUGCAUGUACGCAGCUCUUUGCGUCGUUUACGGUACUGGCUAUCGAGACUCUCUAUGCUUUUGUGUCUGCACAUUUGCGACGCUCUUGGACGCCCACCGACGCUGUAUCUACGUGGGAGGCCACCACUGAGGGAUGGGCAGAGCUGUAUGCCAAGCUCUGUGUCACCUCGGAUAGUCUCUCCGACGUGGGCGCAGCGCUGUGUCUCUCCAUGAUCACCGAGCCAUCCAUGGAGGCAGGUGCGUCUAAUGUGUGGGAGUCUACUGCGUUGCAACUAUGGCGCGCUGCCUUACGUGCUGUUCGCACAGAGCCCGUAGCGCCUGUCCCGAGCUCCUCAUCGAAACCGUCCGAUGUGCAGCACGUACCACCGAGUCCGCGCUGA
This is a messenger RNA of Malassezia pachydermatis, 1299 nucleotides long. Its product is annotated as conserved oligomeric golgi complex subunit 8. The coding region runs from base 1 to 1299 and encodes 432 amino acids. Gene Ontology annotation, cellular component: COG complex. Gene Ontology annotation, biological process: intra-Golgi vesicle-mediated transport. The record is from RefSeq and is a predicted model, not a curated record. The transcript has 2 exons. NCBI's taxonomy places the organism in Eukaryota, Fungi, Basidiomycota, Malasseziomycetes, Malasseziales, Malasseziaceae.